Geodia barretti is the source of this 804-nucleotide messenger RNA. Lineage: Eukaryota; Metazoa; Porifera; Demospongiae; Tetractinellida; Geodiidae. The record is from the annotation of a GenBank genome assembly.
AUGCAAGGUGCCGGGCGUCGUGUUCUCAUCACUGGAGGUGCUAGCGGUUUCGGCUUGGCUAUCGCGCGGACGCUGCUUGACCAGCAGGCACGCGUAGCAAUCGGCGACAUUGAUUCCGAGCGGUUGGAAGAAGCCGUCCGAAACUUGGAUAACGCCGACGACGUACUGCCCUUAAAACUCGAUGUUACCUCACCCGUUUCAGUAAAGGCAGCGGUGGCGGCUUGCCAAGAAACUUUCGGCGGACUGGAUACGCUGAUCAACUCCGCGGGUGUCAUCCACUUCGCACCACUGGCAGAAAUUCGUGAGGCGGACUGGGACCGCGUGGUGGAUGUAGAUCUGAAGGGCCCCUUUUUGUGCAGCCAAGCAGCCGCGCCGUUGUUGUGUGAAAGUGGGCGGCGUGGGCGUAUCGUCAACAUCGGUUCCGAUGCGGCAAAAGUUGGAUGUCCGAUGAUCCUCUCCUACUGUGCAGCCAAGUUCGGCGUCGUCGGUCUGACCAAGGCGUUGGCUGCCGAGUUGGCACCUUACGAGGUGACUGUCAACUGCGUCUGUCCGGUAGGUGUUUCGACGACCGGCAUGGGGCACACAGUUCUCGACUGGAAAAUUGGCGCGACAGGUCAGAAGACCGAUGAAAUCCUCGCAGAAACCGCAGCAGGCAUUCCACUCAAGCGCAAUGCCACCGUGGCGGAUGUGGUUAACGCUGUUAUGUUCUUUUUAUCCGAUGCGUCAGCCUUUUUAACAGGCGUUGCCCUUGAUAUUGAUGGAGGGUUGCUCAGUACCAUGCCGAUACCGGGGGCUAAGGAAUAG